This is a messenger RNA of Arabidopsis lyrata subsp. lyrata, 2178 nucleotides long. Its product is annotated as probable folate-biopterin transporter 2. Gene Ontology annotation, cellular component: membrane. The record is from RefSeq and is a predicted model, not a curated record. The coding region runs from base 506 to 2008 and encodes 500 amino acids. The transcript is spliced from 5 exons. NCBI's taxonomy places the organism in Eukaryota, Viridiplantae, Streptophyta, Magnoliopsida, Brassicales, Brassicaceae.
GUUUCUAUCGUUGAGGUAAAAUUGCAUAAAAAAAAAACUGGGGAAGAAAAUAGACAAGAAUGUUCUUAGUAAGAGACAAAACAAAGAUGUGUGUUUUGUCAAACAUUUAACAGCAAAAGCUUUGACCUUUUCCUUUCGUCUCUCUUGAUCUGAGUUUUAUCCUUUCAUUUCUUUAUUUCAUUCUCUUCUUCUUCAAUGGGUAUUUGUUGUUCAUACGAAAACAGGUCAACGAAGCUUAAUGUCUGCCGAUUCCAUUCUUGUUUCUUGAGCUUUAAUUCAAGAUUCAUCAUUUUUGAUUCCCAAAUCUUUGUUUUUUGACUUGCUUACAUCAAAAAGAUUCAUCCUUUUUUUAUGAUCUGAGCUCAAUCCAAUCCAAGAGAUACCAACUUCAAACAACUCUUGUCCUCGGAUCUGUUUUUCAGAGUUCAAACCAAACCCACAUCAAAAGUUUCAACAUUUGAGCUCAAACCAGAGCCAAAUCUUGAAUCUUUCCCUAGAACCAGUUAUGGUAGUAGAAGAAGAGCAAAACCUUGAAAACGGUGGAUCCGUACAUGUGGUCAAAGGAGAAAGUAAUUUCCGUAAUGUGGUGUGUGGUCCUGUGCGGUGGCUAAAGAUGUUGUCUUCAGAGCUUCAUUGGAGCUUUGUGUUUGGUGUGGUCUCACUGUACGGUAUAAACCAAGGGCUUGGUGGCUCAUUAGGUCGUGUAGCUACAGAGUAUUAUAUGAAAGAUGUUCAAAAAGUUCAGCCUUCUGAAUCUCAAGCUCUCACUGCAAUCACUAAGAUUCCAUGGAUCAUUAAGCCUCUUUGGGGCAUUCUCACUGAUGUUCUUCCUAUCUUUGGUUUCCAUAGACGUCCUUACUUCAUUUUAGCAGGGGUGCUUGGAGUGGUUUCAUUGUUGUUUAUUUCACUGCAUAGUAAUCUACACCUUUACUUGGCACUGUUGUGGAUGACAAUAUCAAGUGCUGCAAUGGCGAUUGCCGAUGUAACUAUUGAUGCUUGCACUGCUUACAAUAGUAUCAAACACCCUUCUCUUGCAUCGGAUAUGCAGAGCUUAUGUAGCUUAAGCUCUUCCAUUGGAGCACUUCUUGGUUUCUUUAUGAGUGGCAUCUUAGUUCAUAUUGUUGGCUCUAAGGGAGUCUUUGGCUUGCUGACGUUCCCAUUCGCAUUAGUAUCAGUAGUCGGGAUUGUGUUUAGUGAGCCUCAUGUUCCUGGUUUUUCUUACAAACAGGUAAACCAGAAAUUUACCGAUGCAGGGAAAGCGAUGUGGAGGACCAUGAAAUGCUCAGAUGUGUGGCGGCCGAGUUUGUAUAUGUACAUUUCCCUUACUCUUGGUUUGAACAUUCAUGAAGGUCUCUUCUAUUGGUUCACAGAUUCGAAGGAUGGUCCUUUGUUUGCUCAGGAAACGGUUGGUUUCAUUCUCUCAAUUGGUUCAAUCGGAUCGAUUCUAGGAGCAACGCUGUACCAACUAGUCCUUAAGGAUCAUCCGUUCCGUGGCCUUUGUUUGUGGACUCAACUUCUCUUUGCUUUAUCCGGAAUGCUUGACCUCAUUCUUGUGCUACGUCUCAACUUAAAAUUUGGUUUACCGGAUUAUCUCUUCAUAGUAGUGGACGAGAUAGUUUCUCAAAUGAUUGGACGCCUGAAAUGGAUGCCGCUGCUUGUCCUCACUUCAAAGCUUUGUCCUCACGGAAUCGAAGGGACGUUCUUUGCAUUGCUUAUGUCAAUUGACAAUGCAGGCCUCAUGACCUCGUCUUGGCUCGGAGGAAUAUUGUUGCACGUCCUCAAGGUUACUCGGACUGAGUUUCAUAACCUCUGGCUCGCGGUUUUGGUCAGGAAUGUCAUGAGACUUUUGCCGCUCUGUUUUCUGUUUCUUGUGCCUAAAGGAGAUCAGAACACUUUCAAGCUCCCGGAUGAGAUAAUGGGCGAAGAAUCAGAAGAUUCGGAAAACGAAAAAGAAGGAACUCGGAAUUUGGAAUUGGCAUCUCUUGUUCAGGCUGUUGAUAGAAGAUAGCAACAGUAUUCUCUUAUAAUGUUUGAAGCAAAUGCUUCAGUUUUUUCCAGCAGUUUAUACGAACUUCACUUGUACUGCUGCAAAGAGCAAUUUUACUGAAUACAUAAGUUUGUGUUUUUUUUUUGGUAUAGAAGAAACAUCUCUUGUGAUAUCGAGACCCUAUUUACUUC